AUGACUCGGGUGAGUAGUGAGAGACUUGGCUACAUGCACCCGCGCGUUGCAAAACUCUAUCUCGAGUUUAUGAUGCUCGCCCCUGCACUCACUUGCAGGCGUGAAAACACACGUGCACCAGAGGCAACUGCCGCCGCCGCAGCAGCAGGAGGAGUGGGCGUAGCCAGGUUAGCACACGCGUUGGUCUCUACGUCGGCAUACCGCGCGAUGGUGCAAGAAGGAUUUGCCGCUCCUCCGCAUGUGAAGCCAGGCACGCCGGAGUUCGCGCGUCGUCUCGCACGCGGCCGAUGGGCACUUCGGCAGCUGCAGGACAUCAUUGUUGUGAAGAAGUACCGUGCGAUGCACAAACGCUAUGACUGGUCGAACGAGAAGAGCACUGAGGAACUGGUUGGGAGCUUUGGGGAGGCUAAGGCACGGGAGAUAAUGAUGGGCUUCGGGAACCGCGAUGUUUAUGGGUACAACGAACCGGUCGAUGGAGACGACGAAGCGAGUGUGCCACCGGGGCGUGGCAGUGGCUGCCUGUGA
Molecule: messenger RNA, 525 nt
Organism: Trypanosoma grayi
Lineage: Eukaryota; Euglenozoa; Kinetoplastea; Trypanosomatida; Trypanosomatidae
Exons: 1
Coding region: 1-525 (174 amino acids)
Source: RefSeq, a predicted model, not a curated record